AUGGCGGAACGUCCUCAGUACUUCGAGAACACAUUGUCUCUGCCAUCCAUCAAUGCAGCCACGCUAACGGAGUGUCUGCAAGACCUUCGUCUUGCGGUUCAUAGAGGUGCCCAACAAGUGCAAGCAAACACUCCGCUUCCAGACUCAUGGGGCCCGAGUGGCCUGUUUAGAGCUUUCCCAGGUAUCGCCUUGGCAUUUCUUCGUCUAGAUUAUCAGUCUUCGGUGCUUCAGGAUGCCACUCGGGCUUCCCCAGAUUAUCGCCAAUUUGCGCUUCAGCGAAUCCCAUCAAGCCCUCCCGAUGCAGAGUUACUUGCAUCUCGGCUUUCCCCUCUUGGCUCUUCUAGUCCAAUAACCGCCAUCAUGAUGCGCAUUCUAGCAAAUGUUGCCAAGAAUGACUGGCAGGAUAAUGCUCAGAUCAAUAUAACAGAGGAUGAUAUUGCUUGUCUUGACGACGCUGUGCAGGUAGCGUUGACGAAUGACCCUCUCGUUGCACAUGAUGAUCGCAAAAUGGGUGGUGAUGAAAUACUCUUUGGGCGAGCAGGAUUGCUCUGGACUCUUGUGAAUAUCAGGGCUCAUCGCUUCGAUCAAGUCGGCCAAAAGGCUCUGUCGCCGGUGUUGCAGAAGAUCCCCGAGCUGGUUCGAGUUAUCGUUGACGCUGGCAAACAGGGGUCUAAGGAGUACAUUGAAAAGAACGGGACUCAAGGCGCUCACCCAUUGAUGUAUGCUUGGAUGGAGGGUUACUAUUGUUUUGGGGCGGUUCAUGGAGCAACCGGAAUCCUCACCGUUCUGCUCUCAUGUGAGCCCGAAGAGCUGGCGGAACAUAUCCCCGUGAUUGGCGAAACCGUCAGCGCGCUCUGCCAGCUUUCGGUUACUAAUGACGGCCAUCUACCAAUGACGACCCCGGAUUUCAGCUAUGGACAGCGCUCUGAGCUGGUCCAGCUAUGUCAUGGGAUUCCGGGUCUUCUCAUUCUACUCGGUGCAGCCUUCAAGCAUGAGAGUCUAAUACGCAAACAUUGGGACCCAUCUUGGGACCAGGCAGUCUAUUUGGGUAGCGAGUGUAUUUGGAGAGAGGGCCUCCUUUCCAAGGGAGGAAGUCUAUGCCACGGUGUCUCCGGCAACGCAUGGGCGUGGCUGCUUCUCCAUGAUGCCUUCGAAUACCACUCCGACAGCAUCAACGAAGCCCGAGAAGCUUAUCUCCAACGCAGCCAGCUUUCAGCCUUGCCAAGUAUGCAGACUAGCCAAAAACUCACUGGCGACUUUUUCCUGUCACGAGCACUUGCGUUCAUGCUGCAUGCGCGCGAGACCAAGCCCUACAGUACAUCAACGGUGUCCGAUGUGGACUACCGUAUGCCCGAUGAGCCUUAUGCUCUAUUUGAAGGUCUCGCGGGCAAUUUGUGUGCGUGGGCUGAGACUUGCGCCGUGCUCCAGACCAGACUGCGCAAAAUGGAACUGGUCGAACAGGGCGUGUGUGUUAAGACCGGGCUGCCACGCGACUCCCUUUUCCAGCAUGCCCCCUCUAGACAAAUUGGGUUUCCUGUUCUAGGUGGAAAUGGAGCGGUGGGUAUUUAG
This is a messenger RNA of Penicillium olsonii, 1569 nucleotides long. The record is from the annotation of a GenBank genome assembly. NCBI's taxonomy places the organism in Eukaryota, Fungi, Ascomycota, Eurotiomycetes, Eurotiales, Aspergillaceae.